AUGGAUUCAUUUACCCAGUGCCAGGGCUCAAUGAUUGGAGGAAUUGCUAAUUUCCCAAGGAUGGAGGAAGAGGGUUGUUCACUUCGUCAUUGGGUGUCUUCGCAUUAUACAUCAGUCUUUGUCCGUGCCGCAUUGCGACUCACCGGUCAUCGCUACAACUUCAAGCUCACCCACUUCCCCUGUGGCUCUGAGAACCGUCUUUGUCGUUCUCAUGCUCACACGCAACCUACCUCCACUGCACCCAUCCGCCUCGAAUUCGACCCCUCCAUGCCAAUCAAGGCAUCCGACUAUGUAUUCCCGCCUUCGCCAACCACUAUCCUGGGUCGGUCUUGGGGUAUAGGUAACGAGCAGUGGAAGUCGAAAGUACUAAAAGUAUACCCUAUCGGUCGCUCCGUGGCGCGUCGUAAGGGGAGCGAAGCCCUUAAAUACGAUUACGACGAGUAUGUCGUCGUUGUUGGAUUUGCUGGUGCCUGCGCCGUUGAUGCCCCCUGUACAAGUACAAGCGAAUCACAAACCACCGUCCGUGGUGCCCCUUCACCAGGACGAUUCGAUGCAGCCUUCGUCUUCUUCGUUUCUUCGUUAACUCUUUCUGUUCCCGCCUCAGCUCUUCCGUCCCCUAAAACCCACAAGACAAAGACAAAGACACAGCUCCACUUCUGCAACUACAAGCACACCAACACCAGGUCCAUCCAUCUACGCGCCCAGUCGUUCUCGAGCCAAUCCAAAAGCUCAACCCAAACCCGACCCAUCCCCAACCUGUUGAUUUUGCCGACCUUUGUUGUGACUAGCGAUAGAUGGACGGGAGAGCUGUUACGUCGUUUGAACACGACUGACUCGCCGACGUUCCACGGCCAUGGGACCUCGCCUCCUCAUAAAUACUUCACCUUGAAUGUGAAGAGCGGAUACGGGGCCAAGGUGACUGGGUACGACAGGCCUGAAACAACAACUCCCCUUCGACUCUGCACCUUCGACCUAAUAAGAAUGUCAUGCGUCACACUCUGCGUACCCACAGACUCAUGGGCACAGGUAUUCGAAAAAGUCUAUCGCGUACUCGCGUACUCGCCCCAGGUGGACGAUCGAAGAUACCAUCAUCUUCCCGCCCCAACCAAAGUUAAACGCUAUGGCCUACUUUGUGGUGUGGCGCUUGGUCAAUUGCACGUGUCCUCCACGGAGAGAUUUUACUCGUUUACACUGUACGGAGGUAAUAGUUAG
Molecule: messenger RNA, 1212 nt
Organism: Laccaria bicolor S238N-H82
Lineage: Eukaryota; Fungi; Basidiomycota; Agaricomycetes; Agaricales; Hydnangiaceae
Exons: 9
Coding region: 1-1212 (403 amino acids)
Source: RefSeq, a predicted model, not a curated record